AUGUUGUUUUUUAGCUUCUUCAAAACCCUCAUCGACCACGAGGUCACAGUCGAGCUCAAGAACGACAUCCAGAUCCGCGGUGUGCUCAAGAGCGUCGACCAGUACCUCAACAUCAAGCUCGACAACAUCCAGGUGCUGGAGGAGAUCAAGUAUCCUCACAUGAGCGCAGUCAAGAACGUCUUCAUCCGCGGCUCAGUGGUGCGGUACGUGCAUCUUCCAGCAAACGCGGUGGAUGUGCCGUUGUUGGAAGAUGCGACGAGGAGAGAGGCGGCAAACCAGGCUGGGAAGGGGAAAUGA
Dichotomopilus funicola is the source of this 297-nucleotide messenger RNA. RefSeq lists its product as uncharacterized. Bases 1 to 297 code for a protein of 98 amino acids. Gene Ontology annotation, biological process: mRNA splicing, via spliceosome. The record is from RefSeq and is a predicted model, not a curated record. Gene Ontology annotation, molecular function: RNA binding. The transcript is spliced from 4 exons. Gene Ontology annotation, cellular component: precatalytic spliceosome; U6 snRNP; Lsm1-7-Pat1 complex. NCBI's taxonomy places the organism in Eukaryota, Fungi, Ascomycota, Sordariomycetes, Sordariales, Chaetomiaceae.